AUGAGAGAGGCCAACAUGGCUGAACCUGUGAGUGUCGGGGCUCUGCUCCAGUCAGAGCUGGUGGAGGACGUCUUGUACCGGGAGGAAGGCUUGUGUGUUGUCGGUAUUUUCGGUAAAAGCAACAUGCAGCUCGGGCCGCUGAAGGAGUCUCUGGUCAACAACCUGGCGGACAAACACCUGUUCGCGCUGUUCGGCGGCCCGGGGGACGGCGGCACGGCGGACAGCCACAUCCAGGCCUUCUACAACCAGGAGGACCGGGUGCUGUACCUGCUGCUCUCCUCCGGCUGCGACAGCCGCCAGCUGCUGCGGGCCUGUCACACCCUCAGUGCCGGGGCCGGGCACUCCGACGCCCAUGACUUCUGGAAAGGCCUGGAGAAGCAGCACUGCCUCCACCUGCUCUACAUGUUCUCCGUGUGCCACGUCCUCCUGCUCGUCCAUCCCAACCACACCUUCGACGUGACCUACGACCGCUUCUUCCGAGCCCUGGACGCCCUGCGGCAGAAGGUGCUGCCCAUGAUCAGAGCUGCCAUCAAAGACUGUCCGGUGUCCAAGGAGUGGAAGCUGAACUGUCGGCCCUGCCCUCCGCGCCUGCUCUUCGUCUUCCAGAUGAACGGAACCCUGAAGGUUUCUGCCAAUGGUUCUGAGUCUGGAGGAAACCCAGACAAACCCAAAAAGCACUCCCCCAGGAGGAGGCUGCAGCAUGCACUGGAGGACCAGAUCUAUCGCAUCUUCCGUAAAAGCAGAGUCCUCACAAACCAAAGUAGCAACUGUUUGUUCACCGUGCCCGCCAACCAAGCCUUUGUGUAUGUGAUACCAGCCACGGACGAGGACCCCGUGGGAACAUUGCUUGCUCAGCUGCGGUCAAACUGCAUCUUGUGUGAGCCAGAAACCCCCCCGGUGGUGGUGAGGGGGCCGAGGCGUUAUCAGCAGAUGCGACGAUCGGCUCGGCAGGCCAGCUUCAGCACCGACUCUGUCAUCGCGCCGUUGGGCGGUCAGCUGGUGGACUGUAGCUUGAAGGAGUUCCUCUGGCAGCAUGUAGAGCUCGUGCUGACCAAGAAAGGCUUCGAUGACAGUGUCGGUCGCAACCCACAGCCCUCGCACUUUGAGCUGCCCACCUACUCCAAGUGGGUCCAGGUGGCCUCCAGACUCCACCAUGUCCUUAUUACCACCACAGAAGAAGAAAUGGCUGAACUCUCUACGAAAGUGCAAAGCCAGCUGAAGGUUUUGGAGGGUUUUCUUGAAGCUGACACAAAGUUUUCGGAGAUCAGGUGUCAGAAAGCCCUGCCACUGGCUCACAGCGCUUACCAGUCCAACCUUCCCCAUAAUUACACCACUACAGUGCACAAGAACCAGCUGGCACUGGCUCUGCGGGUGUACAGCCAGCACGCUCGCGGCGUGGCGUUUCAGCGCUACGCUCUGCAGCUUCAUGAGGACUGCUACAAGUUCUGGAGCAACGGCCACCAGCUGUGUGAGGAGCGAAGCCUGACUGACCAGCACUGUGUUCACAAGUUCCACCUGCUGCCUCAGCCAGGAGAGAAACCGGAUAUAGAUCGCAACCCCCCCAUACUGAACCACAACAGCAGGGGGCGCUCCACCAGCUCCUGCAACUGUGGCAGGAAACAGGCUCCUCGUGAGGAUCCGUUUGACGUCCAGGGUGCCAAUUAUGACUUCUUCCAGAUUCUGGAGGAGAAAUGUUGUGGCAAGCUGGAGAGGAUCGAGUUUCCAGUAUUCCAGCCCAGCACUCCUGACCCAGCCCCAGCCCCGAACCAGACUCAGCCACCGCCAAGUGAGCCCUCGGAGUCUGGUGAGGCUGAGAAGGUGAAGGAGCAGGAGCCGAGCACUACACAGAGUCACACGCCCGCAGACACCAGCCUCAGCCUGGCCCUCAGUCUCGGACAGUCCUCGGACAGUCUGGGUACCUAUGGUGAAGGAGACGGAACCGAAACCCAAGCUCAGCCGAAGAGGCCGAGCCUGGUAGACCGACAGCCCUCCACUGUGGAGUACCUCCCUGGCAUGAUGCACUCGGGCUGCUCGAAGGGUCUGCUCCCCAAGUUCUCCAGCUGGUCCCUGGUCAAACUGGGAACGGCAAAGUCCUACAACUGCCACACGGGUCUGGAACAGCCAGGCUUCCUCCCCGGCUCCUCCUUCCUCUUGCCGUGGGACUUGGUCAUUCGCUCCCGGUCAGAGGAGGAUACGGGACUGACGGAGACUUUGGAUGGAGGCACCUCUUCGUGGCCAGCCCCUAACAAGAACCUGGUGGGAAAGCGAGGGAGCACUGGAGGCCUGGGUAGGAGUCGCAGGAGGGAUGAUAUGGCUCGAGCCUUUGUGGGGUUUGAGUAUGAAGACAGCAGGGGAAGACGCUUCAUUAGCUCCGGGCCUGAUAAGAUAGUAAAGGUGCUGGGGCCAGGGGGCGCCAAAGAUCCCGCCACCAGGGUGCUCAACACAGACAUGCCGUUGUACAUCCCUUCGCCUUCCCAGGGCCGCGGUCUGAAGUCUCACUAUGCCCAGCUGGCUCGCCUUUUUAUUGUGGUGCCUGAUGCUCCGCUGGAGGUUACACUCAACCCACAGGUACAGCCCAGUCUCCCUCCCGGCCCAGUUUUCCAUCCAGAGCAGACGGAGAUAGUGUUGCCCUCCGACAGUCUUUGGGUGCUGCGGUUCCCAUUUUCCUACGCAACAGACCACGGCCCCUGCUACCCACCCAAAGAGAACCAGCCUCUCAACAACUACAAGGUGCUGCGAGGCAUCCUGAAGGCCACCACUGCUAACCCGCCACCACAGUAACCUGAAAGACUUCACCUCUCUGGACCCCGUCUUCAUUCAUUUACACCUGCUCACUAGGGGUGUGCGAUAUAUAUCGUCUACGAUAAUAGUCAGUGAAUCAUUGUCGGAAAAAGAGAAUGAGAAGAGAAUAGAGAGAAAACAGAGACUUGACUGAGCGACACUGGCAUCUCUGACUUGCUACAGUUUACAAAUGUAUUUGUUUGUCGCCACAAUAUCAACACUGAUCAUCACGUAAUGAUCGAUUCUUUUAUUAUUGAGUAACAUUUUUCUUCGUAGCAGCGCAUUCAUAAGCUGCUCACUCGCUUUUGUCCUCUCUCUCACACACACACACACAAACACACUCUCUCUCACACAAACAGUGUGAUCGGGCACAUGUGUAAACUCAGUCUGGGUAAAAACAACAGACUUUAUGAUCUUAUUAAAUGUCAGGAGGAGGUGGCGGGGAGCGCUCCUUAUGGUUAACGCAGUCGGCGCAGCACAUAACGCGAAUUAUAGAGACACAGACACAGAGGAGCAAUAAAUUAUUGACAGAAUCGCUAAAGAUUGCAAAAAAUUCAUUUUCACAGUCCAAACAUGUAAAAAAAGACUCACAUUAAAACUGUAAGUGGUCUUACUGCAGCUGUGCGUGGCAGGUGUCUGCCCCGGACUUGGUGGCACUGUGACCCGGCUGUGGGGCUGUGUGUGUGGUCUCUGUGUCACAUUAGCCAGGGACUGUUGUAUGUUUAUUUAUUGGACAAGACAUAUGAUCAUCACGAUAUUGACCAACAUUAUCAAUAUCACAUGUUUUCCUAUUAUCGCACACCCCUGCUGCUCACACAGGUUGAGAUAUUUUAAUAAUAAUUGCAUCGUCUCCCUGCCCGUUGCAGGGUCAGCUGGUGACAUCCCCUGGUGAGAUCUUCUGUUUUGCUCCAUCAUUAGAUAAACAUCUCCCCAAAGGGUCUCAUAAACUUAUUUUUGUAUUCUCAUUAAAUGAGAUGUGAUUGUUCACAGCCUCCACAGAAUUGACCGUAUUGAUUUUGAGAACCUCAUGACCAACAGUUUUACUGAACCCUUGGCACUUAGGAACAAUCAUGACCAUGUCAUUAUUCUAAUUCUUUCUCUUGGGUCCAAUUUGAGUUUUUGUAAACCAGUAACUUGUGUCUUGUGUCACAGAACUUUGCAUAUUUCGCAGUUUACAGAGUCGGGGCUGAUGAACCGUGGUCAGCAGCAGAAAACUGAGAAGCCAUUAAGGCUGAGGCUGAAGUGCUUUCUGCUUCAUGUGCAGUAUCUGAAUAGUUCCACAACGCAAAAAUUGCGACAUUUAUGACUAUUCACAUACCAGAUUACUGGUUACUGGAGUGGAACAUGUCAUUUUUUUUUUUGUAAAUAAAAAUAACGAGGUCAAUCUG
This is a messenger RNA of Limanda limanda (common dab), 4169 nucleotides long. RefSeq names its product SMG8 nonsense mediated mRNA decay factor (gene smg8). The transcript is spliced from 5 exons. Gene Ontology annotation, biological process: nuclear-transcribed mRNA catabolic process, nonsense-mediated decay. The coding region runs from base 1 to 2781 and encodes 926 amino acids. The record is from RefSeq and is a predicted model, not a curated record. NCBI's taxonomy places the organism in Eukaryota, Metazoa, Chordata, Actinopteri, Pleuronectiformes, Pleuronectidae.